This is a messenger RNA of Trichoderma gamsii, 624 nucleotides long. RefSeq lists its product as hypothetical. The coding region runs from base 1 to 624 and encodes 207 amino acids. The transcript is spliced from 4 exons. Lineage: Eukaryota; Fungi; Ascomycota; Sordariomycetes; Hypocreales; Hypocreaceae. The record is from RefSeq and is a predicted model, not a curated record.
AUGUUAGGGUACACCCCUUACCACAUGUUCGAAGUGAUCACCAACGGCGUUCCCCAUCUCCAACUCUUCGAGGAGGCUAUACGUUGCAAGUAUUCAGGCACAGAAAAGCCAUAUGGCAAAGCCGAAUUCGAUAAAUGGCUCGCCAACUACGAUGCCGUCGUCGAGAUUCCCCAGUUUUUCAUCGAAGAAUUCAUCGAAUUUUAUCCCAACGCGAAGUUUAUACUCGUCGAACGCGACGUCGACGCUUGGGAACGUUCGUUGAACAAUACCGUCAAGGCCGUUAUGCAGGCUUGCAGAUCGUUCCCCAUGAAUCUCAGUCAAUACGUUGAUCAUUUCAUCAGCGGUUUUGUCGCUCUCCACAUCACAUUUGAAGACGUCAUGUUCCACAAUAAAGGCAUGGAAGGGGGCAUGGAAGAAGCAAAGAGGGAUAGCAUAGCAGAUGGGGAAAAGGCAAAAAGACUGGCUCCAAAGGGCCAGCUUUUGGCCUGCACUCUGGAAGGUGGCUUUGGUUGGGAAGAAAUUUGUCCCUUUCUUGAGAAAGAUAUUCCUGAGACGCCGUACCCUAGAGGUAACGCUCCUGCGGAGUUUGAAGCUUUUUGGGACGGCGUUGGUGCCGAUAAUUAG